Messenger RNA from Hansenula anomala, 4299 nucleotides. RefSeq lists its product as uncharacterized. Lineage: Eukaryota; Fungi; Ascomycota; Saccharomycetes; Phaffomycetales; Wickerhamomycetaceae. The record is from RefSeq and is a predicted model, not a curated record. Gene Ontology annotation, cellular component: cytoplasm; nucleus; plasma membrane. Bases 28 to 4299 code for a protein of 1423 amino acids. Gene Ontology annotation, molecular function: protein binding; calcium ion binding. The transcript has a single exon. Gene Ontology annotation, biological process: endocytosis; actin cortical patch assembly; endosomal transport.
AUUGAAUCCAAGUCAGGAGAAUAGAGAAUGUACAAUUACACUGGUUAUCAGCAAGGUGGCCAGUUUACGGGCCAACAGCCUCUCGGGUAUCAACCAACUGGCUACGGUCAAUUGCCUCCUCAGCAGACUGGAUUUCAAGCGGGAUUUCAACAACAACAACAGCCUCCAACAACUAGUUUCCAAUCUCAAUUGAAUCAACCAGUUGGAUUUGGUGCUCAACAGCCUCUAUAUGGCCAACCUACAGGAUAUGUCCAACCACAGCAAACAGGUUUUGUUCAACCUCAACAAACUGGAUACGUAUCAAAUCAAUUUGGACAACAAUCACAAUUUGGUUUGCAACAACAGCAACCACAACAACCGAUAGCUCCACAGAAAACUGGCUUCUCAUCAGCUGCUCAAGGUGUUGAGAAAAAUGAAGAGUUAAAAAUUCCAAACAUUAGAUUGUCUUUCUUGACAGCUCAUGAUCAACAAAAGUUUGAAGAUUUAUUCAGAAGUGCUGUUCCAAAGAAGUCUUUUGCAAUUAGUGCUGAUGCUGCUAGAGAUGUCUUGAUGAGAUCAGGAUUACAACCAAACCAACUAGCUAGAAUUUGGGAGUUAUCAGAUCUUAACAAAUCUGGUCAAUUGUUAUUUCCAGAGUUUGCUCUAGCAUUACAUUUGUGUAAUGUUGCUUUGAAAGGAUUACCAAUCCCAUAUCAACUAGAAUCUAAUGUCAAAAACGAAGUGGAAGGUUUCGUUGAUGCCAUUAAUUUCAGCAUUCCAGAUGAUAAUGCUCCUCAAAGAUCAACACCAUUUGACAAUAUUUCACAACAGCCUCAACAACAAAGUGCAAUCAGUCAAUUAAGUGGAAUUCAAAUGCAACCUCAACAAACUGGAUUCCAGCAACCUUUGUUAUCUCAAGCAACUGGAUAUCAACCACUACAAGCUCAAGCUACUGGAUUUCAACCAUUACAACCUCAAAGAACCGGAUUCCAAGCAUUACAAACACAAACUACUGGUUAUCAACCUUUGCAACAACAAGCCACUGGCAUCCAACAGCCUUUACAAAGCCAAACUACGGGGUAUCAACCAAAUUAUAAUCCACCAGCUCUUCUACAACAACAAAAAACUGGUGUUGGUAACAACGGUAUGUUUUCAUCAGGUUUAUUACAACAACAAAAGACUGGUGUAGGUAAUAAUAACUUGUUUCAAUCAAGCUAUUUACAGCCUCAACGUACCGGUUUCACUGGUUUCUCUCAAUAUCAAAACUUGCCACCACAACAGAAUCAAGAAUUCAUCAAACCUCAAGAAAAGGCCUUGUUUAGCAAAAUUUUUGAUACUUAUGAUACAAGCAAAAAAGGUCAAUUAGAUCCAAGCUUAUCUGCUGAGAUAUUUAGAAAAUCUGGUUUAAAUCGUUCAGAAUUAGAAAAAGUGUGGAACUUGAUUACAAAUGAAAGCACAACCCACUUAAAUAAAGAAUCUUUUUCACUUGGUAUGUGGUUGAUUUAUAGAAAGUUGAAUGGGAAUGAAUUGCCAAACCGCUUGCCUGAUUCUUUAUUACCUGAUAGCGUUAAGAAUGUGAAUUAUGUUAAAAAUCAAUUGAAAAAUACACCAUCAUUUGGUAAACCUUCAACAGCUUUUUCUAAUUUCAAAACUGAGGGCAAUGCUAGUGAUAUGAACUCUUCCAGAAACAGAAGGAAAACAGAUAGUCCUAGUAGUGACUCAAAAUCUUCAAUUGAUGCUUUAAAGGGACAAGUUCAAGAUAAACAACGUCAAUUGGAAUCUUUGAAUGCUGAAAGUGCAAAGAAGGCCGAACAUAAUGCUAAAGAGUUACAAGAAAUUGAAGAUUUGAAAAACAAAAUUAGAACGUUGCCUAAACCAAAUAUAUCAAAUGAUGCAUUACAACAGAAGGAUAAAUUAAAUACAUUGGUUUCAAGAGUUCCAAAUUUACUUAAUGAAAUCUCAAGAAUAGAUAAUGAUAUCACAAACUCAAGAAUUGAACUUUACAAGAUUCAACAUCCAUCUUCAAUUGUUGGUUCCGGUCCAAAUGGUGAAGUUACCGAAUCUGAUAAAAGAAAGGCAAAAAGUAAGGCUUUAUUAGCUCAAAGAAUGGCUGCUUUAACUGGUAAGACAGUCUCAGAUCCAACUGCUGAUUUUGAAAAUGAACAACAGCAAUUGAAUGAAGAAGUUGUUAAAAUAAAGUCCAAGAAUAAAGAGACCCAAGAAAUUAUUUAUGAUAUUGAAAAGACAAUUAAAGAUAUUUCAGAAGGUGUUUUAAAUAGUUUGAAUAAAGAUAGUGAUCCAACUAGUUACAAGAAAUGGGAAUUAGGCUUGGAUGUUCAACCAGAUGUUGCUGAAUUGAUCAAAUCUUUGAGAAUAAGCAGUCCUGCUCCAUCACAAGCUACUAGAUCAUCAAAUAAUGCUCCUUCAUUAUCUGCUUCAAAUUCUUAUUCUUCACCAAGUGCUUUAAGUCCAAAACCUUCAACUCCAGAUUCAUAUUCUAGUUACAAGAGUCCUGAAGAUAGAGCCGCUUAUAUUAAAGAACAAGCAAAGAGAAAGAUGAAUGAAAGACUAGCUAAAUUUGGUAUUUCAAGACAUGGUGGAUCCAAAGCAGAAACUCCAUCUCCUGCUGCUUCACCUCAAGUGAACACUCCUCCACCAGUUCAAGAAAAGCCACAACAACCUCCAAUUAACUCUCAACCGGCACCUCAAGCACAAUCUCCUGCACCUCCAAAACCACAACAACCUUCAUUCCAUGCACAAGCGCAAGCCAAGUCUGCACCACCACCGCCACCAACUUCAAGAACUACACCAAAGGCAUCAGCACCAGCUAAGACAACUGAAGAAUCUGAGGAGGAAGUUGAUGAAGAAGAAUUAAAAUUACGCCAACAAUUGGAAGAUUUGAAGAAGAAGAAAAAAGCUGAUAAAGAAGCUAGAUUGGCUCAUUUACGUAAAGAAUUAGAAGAUGCUGAACAUGAAGAAGAAAAAGAGGAAGAAUCUAUACCACAAGCUCCAGUCAAGACGUUUGCGCCUCAACCAAAAACAGCUUCACCUCAAGUUUCUACUCCACAACCACAACCAGCUCAAGCUGAACCAAGUGCUGAUAAAGAUUUGAAACAUCAUGAUACUAAUCCAUUUGCUAAAAAUCAAGCUCCUGCUUCUAUCUCAUCAAACAAUCCAUUUGGUAAACCACAAGCAUCCCAACAAGCUCCAAAAGGUCCUCAACCUAUAGCUCCAGCUCCAGCUCCAUCUCAAGCCCCAUCAUUUAAUUCCAAGAAUGCUGAGGCCCAAAGAAAUGCUCAAAGAGGAUUGAAUAACAAUGACGAUGAUGAUGGUUGGAGUUCUGAAGAAGACAAGAGUGAAGAUGAAGAUGAAAUUCCAAAUCGUCAAGGAGCUGCUCAUUUGGCUGGGUUGUUGUUUUCAGGUAUGGGUCCUGCAAGAACUAAUUCUAAUUCUCAAGUUUCUACACCAAAGCAAGAACAAAACAAAUUAUUUGAUAAUGUUAAAGAGAAACCAGUUCCUAUUGCUGCUCCUAUUCCAAGUGCUUCCUCAUCCAAUAUUGUACCUCAAGCUCCAGUGCAACCUGAACAACAACCUGUUGCUCCACCAAUUCCACAAGCCCCAGCUCAAGAUUCACCUAUCCCACCAACUCCACCUUCACCACCAUAUCCUACUGAAGAAGGUCCAGCAGACGAUGCAUUUGCAGCUCAUCCUCAUCCUGAGUUAAAUGAAGAUAGUGUGCCAUCUGAUGAUGAUCAAUUUGUUGAUUCUCUGUCAACUCCUGCUGCUCCUUCACCUGCUCCUGAAGCUCCACCAUUACCACAAGCUAGUGCACCUCAGUUACCAGAUUCAAUUCCACCACCAUUACCACCGUCAAGUGCCCCUGCACCACCACCAUUACCAGAUACAAGUGCACCACCUCCACCACCUUUACCAGAAACAAGUGCGCCACCUCCACCACCUUUGCCGCAAACAAGUGCACCAUCAACUCCUUCAUUUUUUGAACAAAGUGCACCAGCACCACCUCCAUUACCAGAAUCUUCAGCACCAGCACCACCUCCAUUACCGGAAUCAUCAGCACCAGCACCACCUCCAUUACCACAAGCUAGUGUACCUCCACCUCCACCAUUACCUCAGGCCAAUGCACCACCAGCACCACCUCCACCACCUCCAACAGGAGCACCAGCACCACCAGCACCACCAGCACCACCAGCACCAGCACCAUCAGCUUCUAAUCCACCUCCAGCAGCUCCAAUUGGUGGUGGCUUGCCAUUCCUUGCCGAUAUACAAAAAAGAAGAGAUGAUAGAAAUGUUGUGGGAUAA